AUGAUCCUGAAUCUAAAGAAACUAAACAGGUUCAUCGAAAACAAGCCAUUCAAGAUGGAAUGCCUCUCCAAGAUCCUGCCCCUGCUUCGCCCCCACGACUGGGCGGCAUCUAUAGACUUAUCGGACGUGUAUCUUCACGUUCCAAUAACAAGGUCCUCUCAGCAUCUCCUAGGUUUCGCAAUAGGAGGGGACACUUACCAGUACCAGGCCCUCCCUUUCGGCCUUCGCUCUGCUCCUCGCUUCUUUACAAGGCUCGUCAGGGUAAUUGCUGCAGAGCUAAGAAGAAGGGGUAAAAAUUUUUUUUUGCUAUCUGGACGAUUGGUUGAUCCUCGCCCCCUCAGAACAAACCCUUCUCAGACACUUGAAGGUCACAAUCGCGUUAACGACAAAUUUAGGCCUUCUCAUAAACUGAGAAAAAUCAAGAUUGACUCCAACUCAGACUCCGGAUUUCCUUGGAGCAUUUAUAGACAUCCCGCGUCAGGUGGCAGCCCCCCUUCCCCACCGGGUUCAGAGAAUGAGAGCAGUCGCGGAGCAACUCCUGUCCAGUCGUCUCUCGACUGCGAAGACUUGGCAGAUUUUUCUGGGACUCUUAGCAAGCUUAGUGAAUACAGUCCCCCCUUGCAGACUGAGGAUGAAUUUUCACAUAAACAGUUUGGAGAUGAUUGCGGUGCAGUUAGCCCUCCAACACUUUGCAUCCGAGAUAGUGGAAAAGUGUGUCCUGAUAAAGUCAGACAACCAGACGGUGGUAACAUAUCACAUAGCAGACUUCUUAUCGAGGGGGCGCUAUCUCCCCUCGGAAUGGAUGCUCCACGAGGCUGUGGCCAGGGAGAUAUUCAAUCAUUUCAGCAACCCACAGAUAGAUCUAUUUGCCUCAACACUACCAGGGACCCAGCACUACUACCCCGAGCCCAACAAACUGAGGCUCACACUGUGGCCCAUUACAGGGCAGCAGCAAUCAAGGCUGGACUUUCUGAACGGGCUGCCAAUUUCUCAGCAGAACGUUUACGGUCUUCCACACGAUCAACCUACGACUCCAGACUCAGUCACUAUGUGAGAUGGUGUUGGCAGGCUAAGACUAAUCCAUGCAGGGCAUCUGUAGGGCUGUCUCGCCGGAUUCUAUCUCUCGUUGGAUUGUGGAGGCAGUGAAAUCUGCUGGUGAUCCAGUCAUCAUUCACCAGAAAGUUAGAGCCCAUGACACAAGAGGAUUGGCUGCUUCCUGGGCCUUAUUCAAGGGCGUACCCAUGGAGGAUAUAAUGAAAGUGGCAUAUUGGUCCAACGCUAAUACAUUCACAUCCUGCUACCUCUCGGAUGUCCUCGGUGAUGAAUCCAAGUUUGCGAGGGCCACCCUGUCCGGUCCCCAUCGCUAAUCCAAGGUAUGAGUUUAACUUUACAAGCUUGUCAUUAGUAUCUUGUAUAAUAGAAUUGAUCUGUAGGGCCUCUUGGCUUUGACCUUUGGCCUGACCACCUCCCAUAGUUGUUUCCGUGGGAAUCUGGCAUUUAAGGGAAUAGGUAAGUAUGGCGUAUCUGAAGUAGAUUAUGUUGUUCAGUAGUGAACACCAUAUCUACGAAGUAGCCAUACUUACCUAUGCUACCCUCCCACCUCCCCUCUUUCUGUAUCUGAGGUUCGUUUGCCUAAGAAAGAGGAAGUGAGCCACGCACGCAAGGUA
Molecule: messenger RNA, 1667 nt
Organism: Lytechinus variegatus (green sea urchin)
Lineage: Eukaryota; Metazoa; Echinodermata; Echinoidea; Temnopleuroida; Toxopneustidae
Exons: 2
Coding region: 1-1146 (381 amino acids)
Source: RefSeq, a predicted model, not a curated record